This is a messenger RNA of Orcinus orca (killer whale), 4582 nucleotides long. RefSeq names its product gamma-aminobutyric acid type A receptor subunit rho1 (gene GABRR1). The record is from RefSeq and is a predicted model, not a curated record. NCBI's taxonomy places the organism in Eukaryota, Metazoa, Chordata, Mammalia, Artiodactyla, Delphinidae. Gene Ontology annotation, biological process: signal transduction; chemical synaptic transmission; nervous system process. Gene Ontology annotation, cellular component: GABA-A receptor complex; synapse; membrane. The coding region runs from base 1230 to 2408 and encodes 392 amino acids. The transcript is spliced from 10 exons. Gene Ontology annotation, molecular function: extracellular ligand-gated monoatomic ion channel activity; GABA-A receptor activity; neurotransmitter receptor activity.
AAAGCGGAAACUAACACACCAUUGUAAAGCAAUUAUACUCCAAUAAAGAUGUUAAAAAAAAAAGAUUCCAUUUCUGGGAGAGCUGAAACGAAUGAAGUUGUCUCCUUUUGGUGAUGUGGAGCUUAGCAUAAGCAACUCCAUUUUGGGCCUCUGUCUUGUUUUUAACAAUAGAUAACUCAGACUUAAUUGCUAUUGUUAAUUUAUUACUGAUAUUUUCCAAGUGUGAAAAGUCUGAUGAGGUCCACAGUAUGAAUAGUACUACUGAUAAGAGAAUUUCACUCUUACUGUGCAAAAAACAAAGACAAAAAAAAAAAAGCCUCCUUCCCCCUAGCCCUCCCAACCGCAGCCAGAUAGAUAAUGGCACAGGUACAGAGCCCUGAGUUUCCACAGAUUCAACCACAGGAAGGAGUGAGGGUGGGGAACCAUCCAAAUCCAGCCCUCAGCUAAAGCAAAUAAUAAUGGCGAAAAGCUUUAAAUAGAUCCAGGGAGGAGCUCAUUUUCGGGGCAUAAGAAGCAGUGCAGCACUUCAGGUAUGCCUUGUUUCAGAAAUUGCUUUGGUUUGUUUUUACUUCCUUCUAUUCUGUUGGAACAGAAAAUACAGACCUUUUAUGAACGUAUUCACCACGUCUGACGAUGAACUCAUUUAGACCAGCCAAAAUAAUUGUCCGACAGGGACACAGGACUUCAACCUCAGUUCAGAAAAUCCCUGACAUCUGACGUAGGAGGAUUUAUAGGUUUAGUGGAAAUUGCUUUUUCUCCUGCCCUCCAGAUUACAGACUGUGGGUUGAUUUUUUUUUUUUUUUUUUGCAUGAGUAAACAUCUUUCUAAUAAUGAACAGAACAAUAAUGUGUUAAGAGAGAAAAAGAACAUCCUUUUCCUUUUUUGCUGUUUCUUGAGAGAACUGUUUGGAUUUGGAAACGCAUGCUGGCUGUCCAGAACAUGAAAGUUGGCCUUUUCCUUUUGUGGUGGCCAUGGGCUUUGGCUACUGAAAGCAGAGUGCACUGGCGAAAAAGAGACGUACAGGAGAUGUCGAAGAAAGGCAGUGAAACUGGAAAAAAGUAGGAGAUCUAAGAAUAUAUAUUUGUAUUUACUUGUACCUACAAGAUACUCUGGACAGAUAGACCAGAAACCAAUAAGAGAGCCCAGUUCUUAAACGCAGCCCUGAUAUUACCAAAUCGCCACUGACAAAGUCAGAACAGCUCCUGAGGAUAGAUGACCACGAUUUCAGCAUGAGGCCUGGCUUUGGAGGCCCGGCCAUUCCUGUUGGCGUGGAUGUGCAGGUGGAGAGCUUGGACAGCAUCUCAGAGGUCGACAUGGACUUCACGAUGACCCUCUACCUGCGGCACUACUGGAAGGACGAGAGGCUGUCCUUCCCGAGCACCAAAAACCUCAGCAUGACGUUUGACGGCCGGCUGGUGAAGAAGAUCUGGGUCCCCGACAUGUUUUUCGUGCACUCCAAGCGCUCCUUCAUGCACGACACCACCACGGACAACGUGAUGCUGCGGGUCCAGCCCGACGGCAAAGUGCUCUACAGCCUCAGGGUUACAGUGACUGCCAUGUGCAACAUGGACUUCAGCCGGUUUCCCCUGGACACACAAACGUGCUCGCUCGAAAUUGAGAGCUAUGCCUACACGGAAGACGACCUCAUGCUAUACUGGAAGAAAGGCAAUGACUCUUUAAAGACAGAUGAGCGGAUCUCACUCUCCCAGUUCCUCAUCCAGGAGUUCCACACCACCACCAAACUGGCCUUCUACAGCAGCACAGGCUGGUACAACCGUCUCUACAUUAACUUCACGUUGCGUCGCCACAUCUUCUUCUUCUUGCUGCAAACCUACUUUCCCGCCACCCUGAUGGUCAUGCUGUCCUGGGUGUCCUUCUGGAUCGACCGCAGAGCUGUGCCCGCCAGAGUCCCUUUAGGGAUCACCACGGUGCUGACCAUGUCCACCAUCAUCACGGGUGUGAACGCCUCCAUGCCCCGCGUGUCCUACAUCAAGGCCGUGGACAUCUACCUCUGGGUCAGCUUCGUGUUCGUGUUCCUCUCGGUGCUGGAGUACGCGGCCGUCAACUACCUGACCACCGUGCAGGAGAGGAAAGAGCGGAAGCCGCAGGAGAAGCUUCCCUGCACCUGCGGGUUGCCUCAGCCACACGCGGUCCUGCUGGACGGCAGCUACAGUGAUGGGGAGGUGAAUGACCUGGGCAACUACACGCCCGAGAACGGAGACAAGCCAGACAGGAUGAUGGUGCAGCUGACGCUGGCCUCGGACAGGAGCUCCCCACAGAGGAAAAGCCAGAGGAGCAGCUACGUGAGCAUGAAGAUUGACACUCAUGCCAUUGAUAAAUACUCCAGAAUCAUUUUUCCAGCUGCAUACAUCUUAUUCAAUUUAAUAUACUGGUCGAUUUUCUCAUAAAUGCCUGUAAUUCUAUAAAUUUCACAUUCUUCUAUCUGUACUACAGAAAUACCUGAAUGAUGAAAAAUAACUUAAGGUUAUGAUGAAAAGAAAGUUCACAGCACCCACCCUUCUCCAUCUUUCCAAAACUACUGACAAGACACUUACUGGUUUAAUUUGCACUUACUGACCACCUAUUGUGUACACAGCAUUAUACUCAGUGCUGCAGGUAUAAACACCCAUAGCAACUGAUGAUAGUUGUUACCGAGAUCCCCUAGAAAAGCACGCUGCCAGUGAGGUGGGCACACUGUGGUUCAACCUCUUUUAGACCCUAAAUGCUUAUUCAUACGAACCAUGUCCCUUACGUGAGUGUCAUUCUAUUCUCUGGACCAGGUGGAACUGGGAAGCACCUAAAGUUCAUUUACAUAGAACAUACAUGCACCUAAACCCCACUUCGAUCAAAAUUCAUACUUCAGUUUAUAGCCUCUUACCUAUUUUAUAUGCAUCUCCUCAUGUUGAUUUCAAUACAAGGCAAUAAUAAUAUUCCUCCUUUUAUUUACCUCUUGUGGUUCCUGAGGUUUUACCUCUUCACCAGAAAAGCUCUUUUGACUGGGUGCAAUGGCUUCUGAUUUGGGUAGGAAAUUUCCCUGGUAGGGAAACUUUGAAGAAGAGGGUAUAUGCAUGCAUUUUGUCCGUUUUGUCAUAGAGGUAACUAGCCUAGAAAACGUGUGUGUAAGUGUUCCCUGUUUAAUAGUUGCUGCUUCAUGGAUCUCCACCUUGGAGCAUGUCCAAGUUCAAAGUGAAGUCAGUAAUGUGAUAUCUUCACUGAGGAACUUGGGAAUAGACUGAUUUUUUUUCUGCAUAAACUUUUCAAGGAAAUGCAUAAUUUGGGACUACCUGUAACUCUUUAGGAUGAGAAAUACACGGUUUCUGAAUUUUGAAAAAAGAAACGGGAGCACAUCACUGGUCAUCUCCAUUUAUACUCAGUGAAUACCAGCAUUUUCUGUGAACCAGAAAACAAUGGCCACUGAUGUAAGAGCAUGGGAUAAAGGAGAGUGUUCUAUUAUUUAAAAAACAAAUAGCUAUUCAUACCAUAUAUCUACAAGAUCAACCCCUACCAAACUUAUCCCAACAGCAUUUGUUUGAAACUCAACUAAAUUCUGUACACAGUAAUGCCAUUUUUAUUCCAAAGUUAAUUUGAUCCCUAUACUAAAUAAUAUCAUGUUAUUUCUUAAUGAGGGCUAUACUUUAAUCUUUAAAAAGACCCAAAUUUGCAGAAAGCCUAAUUACAAGGCACUCUCCCAUUUCUUCCAAUAAAAGCUCAUCAAAAAAAAAAAAAGAUUUUUUAGCAAACUCUAGUAGAAAAACGUAAAGGAAUAUAGAUGAAAUAGUUGAACGUCAACUUUUAGUAUUAAAAAAUAUUUUUAGAACAUUACCUUUUUCAUGCUUAUUUUAUGAAACAAUUUCAAUCAAACUUCACAAACAUCUUUGCCACUUGCUUUGUCCUUAUGAGCAAGGCCACUUUAAACCAUCUGGCAGGUUUCUGGGGCACAUAAUCUGAACUUCCAUCUACCCCAUUUGGGAAACUCCACCAUUUGAAUCAACAUAUAGGAUGCUGUAUUAGUCUGCUCAGGCCGCCAGAGCAAAGUACCGUUGACUGGGCAGCUUAAACAACAGAAAUUUAUUUUCUUUCAGUUCUGGAGGCUGAAAGUCCGAGAUCAAGGUGUCAGCAGGUUUGGUUUCUCCUGAGGCCUCUUACCUUGGCUGGCAGACGGCCGCCUUCUUGCUGUGUCUUCACAUGGCUUUUUUCUCUGAAUACAUGCAUCCCUGGUGUCGCUUCCUUUUCUUUUAGGGACAGUAGUCAUGCUGGAUUAGAGCCCAGCCCUUAUGAUCUCAUUUAACCUAAAUUACCUCUUUAAAGGCCCUAUAUUUUAAUAAGUUGCACUGUGGGGUGAGGGCUUCAACAUACGAAUUUGGGGAGGACACAAUUCAGCCCAUAACAGAUGCCCAUGGGAAUUAUUCAGCUGCAUAAUAGUGAUAUCCAGUGCAUCUUAUAGGUAUUUACACUUGAUCUUUGCAACAUAAUCAUACACAGUAUUGUUUUUUAAACUUAUCUUUAAAAGGCUUGUUUACAUUGAUAUCUAUACUAGUGAUUAUGAAGAAUAAGUUAUUAAAUUCAUGUUGUUUCUUUGCUA